AAUAAAAUAGAAAUUGUCGUCCUCUGAUAUACUUCAAUCAGAGAUCAUUAGUCUGCUUUUGUAGAAUGAACUUGCAUUUCCAAGGCUUGCUUUUCCACUCUUUAUGGAAAAGCAUACUCGGGAAGGAGGAUGUUCUUUUGGACAAGUAUAUAUAUAAUGUAAAAUGAUAGUUUCUAGUGAAUAAAAACAACAAACAUCGUACCUAGACCAAGACGAAUAUUGAGAAACUAAAGAUGAUUAUUGGUAGCGGAAAGUUAUCUCUUAAUUGUCUAGUCCUGAAAAUAAUAGCAGCAGCAUUUGUCUGCUUGACAUCAACGGUUGUGGCAAUUAACGUUCCUAAUCCUAAUUAUGCUGAUGCCUUGACAAAGAGUAUUCUCUUCUUCGAGGGACAAAGGUCUGGUAAAUUACCCCCUAACCAGCGCAUGACUUGGAGAAAGGAUUCUGCUCUUCUUGAUGGAGCGGAAAAGGGUGUGGAUUUGGUAGGUGGGUACUAUGAUGCUGGUGACAAUGUCAAGUUCCACUUUCCAAUGGCUUUUACAUCGACCAUGUUGGCUUGGAGUGUCGAGCAGUUCAAAAAUUCAAUGGGACCAGACUUGCAACAUGCCAUGGAGGCUAUCAGGUGGUCCACGGAUUAUUUCUUAAAGGCAACAAACAUUCCCAAUGUGGUAUAUGCACAAGUAGGUAACGCGGAGAACGAUCACAACUGUUGGGAAAGGCCUGAAGAUAUGGACACUCCUCGUACUGCUUUUGCAGUUACUGCACAAGCUCCUGGUUCUGAAGUUUCUGCUGAAAUUGCUGCUGCUCUAGCUGCUGCCUCCGUGGUUUUUAAGCGUACUGAUCCUGCAUAUUCCAAAUUGCUUGUCAACAGAGCUGUUCAGGUUUUUGAGUUUGCGGAUAAAUACAGGGGAUCUUACAAUGAUCACUUAGGAUCUUGGGUGUGCCCAUUCUAUUGUGAUUACAAUGGAUACAAAGAUGAAUUGCUUUGGGCUGCAGCGUGGCUCCUCAAAGCUACAAGAAAACCUAUGUAUUGGAUCUACGUCAAACAAAACAUAAUAAACUUCAAAUCAGACAUGGAAAGCAGCUUAUCAGAAUUCGGAUGGGAUGCCAAGCAUGCUGGUAUCAAUGUGCUUAUCUCCAAGUUUGUUCUCGAUAACCCUUCAAAUGCUAACCCCUUCCUUCCAUACGCUGAUACAUUCGUCUGCAGUGUAUUUCCUGAAUCUCCCACCAAUACAGUCAGAUACACUCCAGGUGGACUCAUGUACAAAUCAGGGAUUUGUAAUAUGCAAAAUCCAACAGCUCUGUCAUUUCUACUUCUUACCUAUGCGCGCUACAUGAAGAGCAGAGUCAUUCGUUGUGGCAACAUUGAUGUAACUCAAAAGAUGCUCAUUCGUUUUGCAAGAAGCCAGGUGAAUUAUAUUCUUGGGAUAAAUCCAAUGAACAUGUCAUACAUGGUUGGGUUUGGAACGAAAUUUCCUCAAAGAAUACACCAUAGAGGAGCUUCAUUGCCGUCUAUCAAUCAACAUCCAGAGAAGAUGGGAUGUAAAGAAGGGACACCAUAUUUCCUCAGUGAAAAUCCAAAUCCCAACUUGCAUAUAGGGGCUGUGGUUGGAGGACCUGACAUCAAAGAUUAUUUUGUUGAUUCAAGACCUAAUGCUGCCCAGUCAGAACCAACUACAUAUGUAAACGCACCUCUUGUUGGCCUCUUAGCUUAUUUUAAAGCUCAUCCCUAGUCCUGAAUACUUGUGGACUUAUAGUAACUCAAAUAUGUACAGAUUACUGAAAUUUCCUUUCUCACAAUAUGUCAAAAGUGUACCUUACUGGAACUUCAGGCAUAAAGAAAGGGUAGAACUUAGAAGCAUAGAGUGUCUGAUAAUCUUUUUGUAUUUUAUCUCUCACUCUUGAAACUUGUAUUAUUACUUGUGUGUUUCUAUACAAGGAAUUAAAGAAAAUUUGCAUCA
Solanum lycopersicum (tomato) is the source of this 1958-nucleotide messenger RNA. Its product is annotated as endoglucanase 8-like. Gene Ontology annotation, molecular function: hydrolase activity, hydrolyzing O-glycosyl compounds. NCBI's taxonomy places the organism in Eukaryota, Viridiplantae, Streptophyta, Magnoliopsida, Solanales, Solanaceae. Gene Ontology annotation, biological process: carbohydrate metabolic process. The record is from RefSeq and is a predicted model, not a curated record.